This is a messenger RNA of Exophiala spinifera, 912 nucleotides long. RefSeq lists its product as uncharacterized. The record is from RefSeq and is a predicted model, not a curated record. The transcript has a single exon. The coding region runs from base 1 to 912 and encodes 303 amino acids. Gene Ontology annotation, cellular component: ribonuclease MRP complex; nucleolar ribonuclease P complex. Lineage: Eukaryota; Fungi; Ascomycota; Eurotiomycetes; Chaetothyriales; Herpotrichiellaceae. Gene Ontology annotation, molecular function: RNA binding. Gene Ontology annotation, biological process: rRNA processing; nuclear-transcribed mRNA catabolic process, RNase MRP-dependent; tRNA 5'-leader removal.
AUGUCUUCCGACGUCGCGAGCACUGGCGAUGGCAUAGGCACAAGCGCAGUCAAGGGGGUCUCCACAGUACCUGCGACGAGCAGUGCGGCCUCUACCAAACCGUUCGAUGUAUCCAGUGCUCUUGCGGCGCUCAGACACGAGAAGAAGAACGACAACCUGCACAGCCUUCCUCCGAACUACACCGUCCAACGCCGGCCGCUGAACCAUGCGCCCGUGACCAACAUCCACGCCGGCGCUUCCGUGCCCAAGGUCGUCUACGUGUCACAGCGCACACCGCUCAUGUCGGCGAUCAAGCGCGUCAAGAAGAUACUCUCACUCAUCGAGAAGCGCGCGAUGCAGGCCGCGGGCGUGACCAUGGGGGCCAAGGACCGAAGACACAGGCUCAAGACCGCGAACGACGUCAUCGUGACGAACAAGGAGGAGGUGCUGGUCAAGGCCAGUGGGCGGGCCAUGGGCCAGGCGCUCAAGGUGGGCGACUGGUUCAAGAACAAGGAGCAGGAAUAUCUGUGCGAUGUCGAGGUGCGGACGGGGAGUGCGAGCGUCGUGGACGAUAUUGUUGAGGUUCCAGCAGACGACAAUGACAGCGACGAAGACGACGAUCACGAAGGGGAAGAGCCUACCAAGGACGAAACGACCAUCGUGUACGGCGAGACGACGUUGGAGAUCAUGGGAGCAGGUGAAACGAGCUCGGCAGAGCGCACCAGGUCUAGUGGUGCUUCUGCUUCUGGGCAGACGAAGGAAUCUGACUCCGGUGUCAUCGACGUGCAGAGUCAAGAGAAGAAGAAUAAGCCUGCCAGAAGGAAAAAGACGAAGAAGAAGCGGAAGAGGCCGGUUUACGAGGCAGACGAGGUGCCAGAAGCGCGCUUGAGGUGGAUCAAGACGGUCGAGGUCGCCAUCAAGCUCCAAGGCUGA